CCCCACUAAAGCAAUCAGAGAAGAUUAUGCACGUGGGAUAGUGAUGUUGUUCCCUUCCCUCAAGGAUCCAUACUCCAAGAAGGGCUAUGAACACUUCUAUGAUGCUGCAAGCAGCACAGGAUACAUUUCUUGGCGUCUGAAAACAGUCCAGAGGAAGAUUCGUCAAGGAUCUGCAUUGCCCCCAAAUAGCCCAAUUGACUUUUCUCCAGGGGGGCCAAAUUUCCAAAGGACUGUUAAUGUUGAAAGGCAGCUUGAUGGUGAUGCUUGCCAAGAGGCCAUGUCUUUGCUCAACCAUACCACAGACAAUUCCUUGGUUUUCCAGAAGAUGAGGGAGACCUUUCAGCACCGUCAGAAGCUUGUUAAUGACCCAGGCAGAAGUGUUGAUAUCCUUUCCAGCUUCCCAAGAUUCCUGGAUACACAAGGAUUGGUGGACCAAGACUUCACUCUCCUAUUUGAUGACGAAACAUCCUCCAGGCUGCUUCAGAAAUGGGAUUUGUUCUUCAAGCCAAAGGUCAUGAAAGAGGCUAAGCGGCUCACCUCAACACCAGAGUUGCGACGCUUGGUGCAGUCAGCAGAAAGUCCCCCAGGAAGUGAUCUUGAUGAUGCAACAACCUAUGACCAAGACAUGGCUUCCCUGUUGUUGCUGUUACAUAUGCUUCCACCACCUCCAGGGGGACUGAAGUCUCCAAAAAUUAGUGCAUGUGAUGCAGUUGAGAGACUUGUUGUCUUUCAUAAGUCAUGCUGCAGUUUGGAAGAGCAUCUCCGCAACCAGCCGGGUCAGCAGCCGUACCUCCUCGCUGUUGGGCGACAGAAGAGCAAGAUCGACAGGUUCUACAUCACCAUGGAUAAGCGUCUCAUCCCAUGCAAGGCAAACCGCUCCCUUGGGGCAUUUGAUGAACUUUUCAAAGCACAUUUUGUGUUUAAUUUGUCUUACGAUGUGGCACUUGUGAAUUUUUACACAUUCCUGCAGACAACAGUGUAUAACAUUGAUGUGGGGAAAAUGAAGGAGUCACCCAGAGUUAAAGACUUGAGAGCAAGACUGCUUAACCAGCCAGUAGCACUCUCACCCUGUGAGUAAGACGCUAUAAAAUGUUGACCUGUUUCAUGUGUCAGAAAAAUUAUCCCAGCAGUCAGCAGUUGAUUUCACAUUUAAGAGUUGAACAUGGUUACUAUCCUGGACCCAAGUUCAAAUUGUUUUGUUCUCAGCAAGGCUGUAGGCAUCAGUUCCUAACAUAUACAGGUUUUCGGAAGCACCUUAAUAGUGUUCAUAGCAAUGUUCAGCAAAUUGCUCAAACUUCAACUGCUGCAUGUUCAUCUAGUGAGCCAGUUGCAACUUCAUCUCAGGCACAUGCUUUGGAGGACAAAUUUAAUCCACAAAAUCAAUGUAGCUCUUCCAGUGUUUCUUCUGAGAGUAAUGAUUCAGGACUUACUAAAGAUCCAACUAAAGAAAUGUGUGCAUCCAUCGUGGCCAAAUUACAGGGGAGUGGGAUUUCCAACAGUUUGGUAUCCUCAAUUGUAGGAGAUUUGGAAGAACUAACAAGUGAGAUUCGCUCACAAGCAAAGCAUACAGCUAUUUCUGCUUUACCUAUAACUGACCCCAACAUAUCUA
Molecule: messenger RNA, 1609 nt
Organism: Etheostoma spectabile (orangethroat darter)
Lineage: Eukaryota; Metazoa; Chordata; Actinopteri; Perciformes; Percidae
Exons: 5
Coding region: 44-1078 (344 amino acids)
Source: RefSeq, a predicted model, not a curated record